UCAUCGUCAAGUCAACUCAAACUAUUAAAGCUCUUCCAAGGUUGCUUUGCUGGUCAAUUGCAUGCUAACCACCCGUCUCGACUAACGUUCUCGAAGCUCCCAAGUGACACUAUGACAGACUCGUUGGCCGCAUUCAGAGAUCGCAGAAGCAAGGAGCUCCGGAAGUUGGCGGAAGAGCAUCUUCAGCAUGACUUGAGGCAGUCAGAUCGCGAUAUCCUGCGCAGUGCAGGAGGCAAAGUCUCAACCCACGCGCAGCUUGGCUCUCUGCUGGGCAUAAGCUUCGGCCUCUACUGUGCUAUUCGACUGCGCAGUAUGCGGCAGGCCUACUUCAAUGCAUUCAGGGCAAUGGAGAAGCCAAUUGAGAUUAAAUUUGCCGACGGUCGAACAUCCCCAAUUCCCGAUAUCACGAAUCAACUAGCACCCUCCAAGUGGAGUGAUGCCGCGACCUACUUCUUCUUCUCCGUGGGAGGCUUGUUCCUCGGCGGCGAGCUUGGCUUCUUGACUGGUACCGCGUCGGCGUCGAGAACGAUCGAGAAGGACCCGGAAGCGAGAGAGCGGAUCGAGAAGGCUUUCAAGAAGUACCGCAUCGAUGUGCUGAAGCAGGAGAUAAAGCAGCUGGAGGGGAACAGCAAAAUGGAACAGAUCUUUGGCUCUUGAGACGCAAAGCGCCAGGAUUUUGCCAUAACGGCACCCCCUGUGUCGGGAACAACCCCGCGAGCACAUGAAUUCUUGUAUAUAUCUGAUCUUGUUCUUGGAUGCAGUGUCAGUCUGUAUUUGCAGUGAGGAACUGCGUCCCUGGCGUAUAGAUGAAUCCACACCUUAAUCUGGG
Messenger RNA from Trematosphaeria pertusa, 829 nucleotides. RefSeq lists its product as uncharacterized. NCBI's taxonomy places the organism in Eukaryota, Fungi, Ascomycota, Dothideomycetes, Pleosporales, Trematosphaeriaceae. The coding region runs from base 112 to 657 and encodes 181 amino acids. The record is from RefSeq and is a predicted model, not a curated record. The transcript has 3 exons.